Aspergillus nidulans FGSC A4 is the source of this 2022-nucleotide messenger RNA. RefSeq names its product protein trkA. Gene Ontology annotation, cellular component: plasma membrane; membrane. Gene Ontology annotation, molecular function: monoatomic cation transmembrane transporter activity; potassium ion transmembrane transporter activity. The transcript is spliced from 9 exons. Bases 1 to 2022 code for a protein of 673 amino acids. The record is from RefSeq and is a predicted model, not a curated record. Lineage: Eukaryota; Fungi; Ascomycota; Eurotiomycetes; Eurotiales; Aspergillaceae. Gene Ontology annotation, biological process: potassium ion transmembrane transport; transmembrane transport; monoatomic cation transport.
AUGUGGAAGAUUUCUAUAAAUUUCAUUCUUUUGCACUGGCUAGCGGUCUUCUACCCUUAUGGCAAUGUGAGCGCUAUUGACUCGUACUUUUUCGGAGUCAGCUCGUCCACAGAGUCUGGAUUGAAUCCGUACGCCAACCUUGGCUUGUACAUUUGGGUGGUUGACCUGAAGGACCUCAAAACCUACCAACAGCUCUUCUUGUACUUCAUCCCAAUCGUGUCGAAUCUGGGCUUCAUCAAUAUCCUCAUUGUCGUUAUCCGAUUACACUGGUUUGAGAAGCGGUUGAAGGAGAUAGCCCCCUCUGUUCUUCGUCAACGUCCGGAAGUUUCCGCAAUAAAAACCACGCAAUUCGACCAAGAGGCUCAGUCAGUUAGUAACGCGGAGCCAACAAAGCCAGCUGGCAAUCAAGGCGUACAAGAGAACAAGGCUUCAGAGAAAGUGCGCGAGACAAGCAUCCAGGCCGGGGCUUCAACUAAGGGUAGCUUGGAAGAGAGUCAGCCUGCAGUAAGUUUCAGCUACACCUCGAAAGCUUUGUAUAUUCCUCCGCCUAGGGAUCGCGACAGAGGCUGUCCCAUCAUCGAAAUCGAUCACACUCCUAACAAAGAUGAUUCGGCCAACGACACAGACAUUGCCGUAGGCGAUGUGAGAGCCCGUCGAAGAUUGAGCGACGCAUCUAUCCAUCAGGUUGGUGUCCUCACAUUCGCCCAAACUUCCAGGAAACAUCGAGAUACAGGGACUGCGGUGUCACUCUCCAAAGACAUGAGCCUUCCGGGUCUGUCAUCACAGGCUACUUUGGGAAGGAACUCACAGUUCUUGAAUUUGACGACGAGAGAUCGCGAACAUCUGGGUGGUGUUGAGUACCGCAGUCUCCGUCUAUUGCUGAAGAUCGCGAUAGGAUACUUCUUGGGCAUUCAUUUGAUUGGUGCUGUGUGUCUAGCUGCCUGGAUUCAGAAUGCGGAUAUGAAAUAUCGAAACUAUCUUGAUGAGUGCGCAUUGAAUCCUGUUUGGUGGGCCUUCUACUCGGCACAAACAAUGUCGAAUAACUUAGGGCUUACCUUGACGCCAGACUCAAUGGUAUCAUUUCAGGAAGCGACAUUUCCACUGUUCGUCAUGAGCUUCCUUGCAUACGCCGGGAACACUUUGUACCCGUGCUUUCUGCGACUUGUGAUCUGGACCAUGUUCAAGCUUGUUCCUGGGGAGUCAUCUCUCAGAGAACCUCUCAACUUUCUCCUGAAGUACCCGCGUCGUUGCUACGUGCUGCUUUUCCGCAGCCGGCCAACCUGGGCCUUAGCUGGAAUCAUUUUCAUCCUGAACUUCGUCGACAUUCUUCUAAUUCUCCUGUUGGACUUGGAUAACCCUGCUGUGAACAGCGUCCCUGCUGGACCACGAGUUAUAGCGGCCAUCUUUCAGGCAGCAUCGGCUCGGCAUACUGGGACUGCCUCGUUCAGUCUAGCGGACGUGAACCCAGCAGUUCAGUUUAGUCUGCUUGUUAUGAUGUAUAUUGCGGUUUACCCUAUCGCGAUUACCGUUCGAGCUUCAAAUACAUACGAGGAGAAAUCUCUCGGAAUUUAUUCCCCAGAGCCAGAGACGGACGAGAACGGCAAGGGGUAUAUCUUGACCCAUAUGCGAAACCAGCUGAGCUUCGACCUAUGGUACAUUUUCCUAGGCAUUUUUUGCAUUUGCGUCGCGGAAUCCAAAAGGAUUAUGAACCCUGCAGAGCCGGGGUUUUCCGUGUUUGCCAUCUUCUUCGAAGCCGUCUCUGCAUAUGGCAAUGUCGGGCUUAGUCUAGGAUACGCCGGCGUUUCUACGUCCUUUUCCGCACAAUUCUCGACCUUCAGCAAACUCGUGGUCUGUGCGUUGAUGAUUCGAGGACGCCAUCGAGGAAUGCCUAGUCAGCUGGACCGUGCAGUGCUCCUUCCAAGCGAUCGCCUGGUGGAGGAUGACUCUGUAACAAUGUACAGUUCAAAGGGUCUUUGGUUGGAGCCCCGGUCGUUGAAAGUUCGCCGGUACCAUACCCGAUGA